GGAGAUAACUUACCUUAAAAGGCCUGUGUAGCUAAAGAAAUUGGCUACUGGGUCUGUCAUCUCUGUUAAUAUGCAUGGCUUCUAUGGACAACUACUGUCAUAAUGGGGAUCAUAAUCUAAACAGAUUAUGCAUGCAACAGAAGACUUCUGUAAUAUUAAAUACAGUUCAUAAACAUGUUUGGGGAUUACAGAGUGCUUGUAUUGGACAGGGACAGUCAGCUGGGGAGCAUGGAAGCAAAGGGAAAAUAGUUAUGUAUUGUCCCAGUUCCAGGAAGAGGCAUCUUUAUGCAGUUGAUAUAAUGCUCAUAGCUGAUCAGGUUUAACUCUGGGUUGAGAAAUAGCUGGCUCCAGGUACUACUGAUGGAGCUGACUCUAAAGGCCGUUUGCAUUUGUAUCCAGAGACCUAUACAGGUGUAGCUGACAGGCACUCCAAAUGACUAGGAAUAACUUUCUGUUGGUUUAGUUCCCCUAAUGAAGGCCAGGAAAGUAGAGGUCAGAAUGUGUAGUAAGGGGAGCAGGCUGCCCUUUGGGUGGUAGGUAGCUAUUGAAUUUGCUUGGUUAUAAUAUGAAACAUCACUCUUGAAGGAGGCAGCCAGAGAGUUUAAGCAGCAUCAGUAGUUAAGUGCAAAACCUUGGAUGGGGAAUAGAUCGAAAAUGAAGUCUUUUAGGGGUAGGAGGAAUCACUGAACCUGACUUGGUUGUGUAUGUAACUGAGCUACCCUGAGAUAAUGGAAGGUAUUUAAUAAAUUACUUUUUUGCUAGCAGCACUGGCAUAAGCAGGUUUUGUUUACAACAGUAUAUUCCUGUUCUCAUCCUUCCCUGUCCUAGCCAGUUUGUUGGUGUAAACACUUGCAUGGUUACACAGUGAUGCAGGUGAAAAAUAAGUACCUAUCUAGGGGAUGGGAAGGUAAGAAGGGACUAUCAGCUAGAUCAGUUUCUUGAGCUAAUUCACCACGUGGACACAAAUGUUUAUUUUGGCAAGCCUGGGGGAGUAAUGAGGGGAGAAACGGGUUGGCUGAUGGUGAUGGUUGCUUAAGUAAUACAGCUGUUGGAAGAAUAUGCCUAACAACAGAUGACUGUGGGUAGAUGCUUCAGAUUUGUUUUAUUUGUAACUGAAACUUGUAUUUAGAUACCAAGAGAAAAAAAUUUGCAUUGUUUUUCUGUUGAUCCUCAAAACUAGGUAAGAAUGGCAAAGCAUUCAUCCUAAUCCUAUGAGGUUGUUUUUGGAGAAAGCUAUUUCUGUUUCUGUUAUCAAUUCAGUGAAUCAUCUUUCUUUAACAGUAAACAAGAUCACUGAAGAGUCAGGAAACUUACAGAUCUGUUGAGAACAAAUUUGUAACUGGGCUGGUAACUGAUAGCUGUGCUAUGAAAUGGUUGCAUCCAAGAAUGGAAGAAGGCUGUAUUAGCAUGGAUUUUUUUGCUUUGUGGAUGCUUGGAAAAUAUGGAAAUAGGACAUCACACAGAAUCCCAAGCUGGCUGUUAAAAUAUCAAAUAAUUUGAAUGAAAAUUUCUGCACCGCUUGUUCCUGCUUGCAACUUCUAAUGGGGAAUCUCAAAUAAUAAAAGUAUUUAUAGAUCAGCUAGUUGCAAACUUGAGAGGUCUUCUUUGUGUGAAAUCCUAAGGCCAAGAGUGUCUGGAAUAAUUGCUGCUGCAACUGCCGUUCCAGUCAUAAAAAAAUGAUGUAUAGUGAAAGAAAACUUCCAAGUUGCGUAGCAGUAUACAGUUUGCAGAAAGCUCAGGUUCUUGCGUGGAUAAGGCUACAGUGAUAUGAUGAACAGCCUGAAGUACUGCACAAUAAAAGUUUAAAUGCAUACAGAAUUUUCCAGUCUCAAACUGUUCAUUAAUUAAAGCAGACAAUUUCAGACCUGAAGGAAAAAUAAAAGCACAGCCAAAACUUAGCUGGCAGUUGUUUGAUAGUUGAGUGGGCGGGAAGCUUUUUUCAAAAAAGUACUUUAUGCUCCCUAGUGUUUGCAAAUAUCUUACCUUUCAGCUGAAAUCCUUUUUAAAAUUUUGUUAAGUUUCAAGUCAAAAGGUGUGCUUUGUGCAGUCUCAAAAAAUAUGUAUGUUGGAAGAAAACUUCUGAGUUGUGUAGCUGUACGUGUCUUGCAGAAAGCUCAGAUUCAUGCUUUGAUAAGGCUACAGUGACAUGAUGAAGCACAAACCAAAUGAGUUUGCUAGGAAUUGUGUGCUGUCCCUUUUACAUGAUAUGUAGUGGAGCCAGUUCUGGAUGUAGUCUAUACAGAGACACAGCAGUUAGAAAUGAACCAAACUCAUUGCUUCAAAAAUAGAGAAAACUAAGGAUAUUUGGAAAGCUGUGGAAGUUCUCCUCAAAAAGAUAUGGAUAAGAAAAUGGGUGAAGAGCAGCCUUUGACUGUGUGUAGUCAGUACCCUAAAGAAGCGGUGAGGAAACGUCAGAACUCGGGUCGAGGUUCUCGGGGCAGCGAUUCUUCCAGGACCUCCAGGAAGAGCUUCAGGCUGGACUACAGAUUAGAAGAGGACGUCACUAAAUCAAAGAGGGGCAAAGAUGGGAAAUUUGUCAACCCGUGGCCAACAUGGAAAUCACCAACCUUGCCAAAUAUUUUGAAAUGGUCUCUCAUGGAAAAAAAUAACAGCAACGUGCCAUGCUCAAAGCAGGAACUCGAUAAAGAGCUUCCAGUGUUAAAACCUUACUUUGUUCAAAAGCCGGAACUUGCUGGGAAGACGGGGACUGGUAUGCGAGUCACGUGGUUAGGACAUGCCUCUGUUAUGGUGGAAAUGGAUGAACUUAUAUUUCUCACUGACCCGAUCUUCAGCCAGCGAGCUUCCCCUACUCAGCUGGUGGGUCCCAAGCGCUUCCGAGGACCUCCGUGCACAGUAGAGCAGCUCCCCAAAAUAGAUGCAGUCGUGAUCAGCCACACCCAUUAUGAUCAUUUGGACUACAACACUGUAAUGAGUUUAAACGAACGCUUUGGGAGUGAACUGCGCUGGUUUGUGCCUCUGGGGCUCUUGGACUGGAUGCAGAGAUGUGGUUGUGAGAAUGUGAUUGAACUGGAUUGGUGGGAAGAGAACUGUGUCCCUGGUCAUGAUGCGGUAACUUUUGUCUUCACCCCUUCUCAACAUUGGUGCAAAAGGACUGCGACAGACGAUAACAAGGUUCUUUGGGGCAGCUGGUCUGUCUUGGGACCUUGCAAUAGGUUUUUCUUUUCAGGAGAUACUGGAUAUUGUGUUGCUUUUGAACAGAUAGGAAAAAGGUUUGGACCUUUUGAUCUUGCAGCCAUCCCCAUUGGAGCUUAUGAGCCAAGGUGGUUUAUGAAAUACCAGCACGUGGAUCCUGAAGAAGCAGUAAGAAUCCAUAUUGAUGUUCAGGCAAAGAAGUCUGUAGCAAUUCACUGGGGGACCUUUGCUUUAGCAAAUGAGUAUUACUUGGAUCCUCCAGCUAAACUGAAUGAGGCUCUUGAAAGAUACGGCUUGAAAAAAGAUGACUUCUUCGUCUUAAACCAUGGAGAAUCACGGGACUUGAGUACCAAUGAUGCAUUUGAAUAAUGAAACAGUAGGAGUUCCUUGUAAGCCUCAUUUGGUUUGAACUAGCAAUUAAUGUUACAGAUAUUAAUAUGAUGUACUUACAAAGUAGAGUGGAUUUUUAGAUGCCAGGUUUGUCAGUUUCAGAACUAAAACCUGCAUACCAAUUUCACGAUAAAUUUACUAGUUAUGUGGUUUAUAAAUUUUGAGAGGUGACCUAAAAACUGGUUAGUAUAUAAGCUAUUGUCUGGGAAUAACUUGCUGCUUCCACUCUUAUGUACACACACCACUGACAAAUUACUGUGGUUUUUUUGUUUUUUUGGCUUUUUUUAAACUCUUCAUGUUUCCUGCAACAGCAAUAAUAACCUCAGCACAGGACAUAUUCUUAAAAUUAAUGGCUGACUUGAAUUCAUCAUUGUUAAAAUGUCAUCUCCCACGUUUUAGUCAUUAAUCUUCAGGUUAUGCCCUGUACCUUGAAAGCUUCACUGUGUUUUGUGGUGUGGAGUCUUCCAACACAGCUGUGUUGUUAAAGCACAAGCACAGUAAAAUAAUUAUUUUACUCAGUGCUGCUACAUCUUCAUACAUAGAUGAACCACAAAAGCUGAAUUUUACAAUGAUCUAAAGAAAUGUGCCUUUUAAAGAGAGAGAUAAUUUAAUAUUGCAUCAGUGAUGUGUAAAAUUUACUGCUGGCCAGAGUAUCUGCACAAUUGCAUUGUUUUGUCAGUAUUUUUAAGUUAGGCCUGAAUGUGUCUAAAAUAACCUUCUUGUCAAAUGCAGUACAUGAAAUUGAAGAGUCCUUCAAUAGCGCUUGUCUUUGCAUUGACUCAGUAUAUUAUUAAGUACUUUUUGUUUUGUUUUUUUUAAGUGAAAAGUCUUAAGCAAGGGCUGUGGUAUUUUUUUCUUAUAGCUUCCCUAUAAUUUUAAAGUUGAAUGAGAGAUUACAACAUUGUUCAGUAUUGUAAAACUUGGCUAAAUAUAUCUGUAUCGAGUUGCCAUGCUAAUUUACAGAAUUAAAACCUAUUGUUGCCAAUAAAAUGGGUUGUUAUUCUCCUUCAUAA
Molecule: messenger RNA, 4556 nt
Organism: Phalacrocorax carbo (great cormorant)
Lineage: Eukaryota; Metazoa; Chordata; Aves; Suliformes; Phalacrocoracidae
Source: RefSeq, a predicted model, not a curated record